UCGUUUGAUAAAACGAAAACACUGUGUGAAUACGCCAGAAACAUGAUCGUUUUGUGCUUGCUUCCUUGUUUGUCAUUGCCGUCAAAUGUUAGGUAUUGAAAGACUUUAAUGUGGCAUAGGCUAGGGUCUAUCACACGUAUAUUUUCAACCACAGUAAUUCACAAUUAUGUCGGAGAAUAGAAACGUAGAUGACGAUAAUGAUGAAUUUGAUAAAUAUUCACCGGAGCAUCGUUCGUCAGCUACAGCAGGCAGCAGCUUAACGAAUCCCCGAGACGUCGUGUUCGACGAAGACCACACGCCUGUGACCCGUGGUGGGGCUUACGAAAUUUUGAUCAAGAAAAGUUGCGUAUUCUGCAAAAUAGCUCACGAAGAAGAAGGAAGACUUUUUGCCAAACCUGUUUUUCAGAAUACAGAGGUGACAGUAUUUUCUGAUAUAAGUCCUGCAGCCAAAGUCCACCUGUUAGUCAUUCCAAACUCGCAUAUUUCAAACACAAGACAACUGAAAAAGGAACAUGUUCCAUUAUUGGAGUACAUGUUUGCAUCUGGUGCAGGUGGCUUGGAGAUUCUAGGUGGCAGUAUAAAUGAAGCCAGAGUGGGGUUUCAUUGUCCGCCAUUCACAAGUAUGGAUCAUCUUCAUAUGCACAUCCUGUAUCCAGAGACUAGUAUCAGAUGGUUGAACAAACUUUUUUUCAGGCCAGAUUCCUAUUGGUUUACUCUGUAUGACACAAUGUUGAAGUCACUUCACAAUAUGGAGGGCCCUGAUGUUAAGUCUGUCUCAUUCCCGUCUUUCACCAGAAGUGAUCCUGAGGAGUCAUCAAGCAGGGGCGAGUCAGAGGCGAUUACUCCAAAGGUUGUGGUUGAGAAUGAAAAACAGGAUACAGGAAAGGAAGUGAAUUUAAAUAAUUCCAGUAAGGAAAACACAGAGGAAUUACAGAAUGGGGAGUAAAACCAGUGCAUAGAUAAAGUAUGAUUUUGAUACUAAAAAUCAACAAAAUUGGUUAUAAAUGUAGCAUCAUUUUGAAUGCCAGUAGUAUUUGAAAAGUGUAAUUUUUGAUUAGAAUUUAUUUUAUGAAUUUAUAAUGAUAUAAUUUUGUUUUGAUUAAACUAAUGUACUCUAACAUUUAAUCUCAUAAAAGCAACAAUAUUUUAAUAAUUUUCAGUGCUGAGGAUUAAGUGAAUGUGAGCCCAUUAAUGUUGACAAUGUAAUACUGAGUGUCUCAUUACAGUCACGAAUUGCUGACUGUCUAGCAGAAGCACAUAAUAUAUUAGAUAUUACGUGCUGUCUACAUAUCUUAGACAUGCCUACUAAGACACUAACUAUAGAUAUGGAUAGAAAAUGCUGAUUUUAAAACAAUCACAAAAUGUACUGUACACCCACAAAUAGGAAAUAGAUAUGGAUUUGUAUCGAUGUUCUAACUUCCAAGUAAAAUGAUAUCAUCACAAAAACUAUGCUAAAUUAUAGAUUAUCCCUUUUUUUUCUUUUUUGCAACCUGACUCAAAAUGAGCUUCACAAAUAAGUAUAACAUGUGAGUCAGCAACAGAUGGUGAUGUGCUACAGAGCAUAAAUGUUUGAGGAAAUAAAUAUAUUUCUUUAUAGUUAGAUUGAAAUGCAAAUUACUGUGGAAAAAUCAAUGCUGAUAGGAAAUGAUGAUUGAGAUUAAAAAUUAAUAUUGCAGAUAUAUUGUCUGUAGUCAAAUAUGAACAAUAGAUAGACUGAGAUUGUUCCUUAAUUAAUGAAACACCGAUCACAAUACGAAAUUCCUUUAAUUGAAUUAUUUAUACUUGUUAAUGUUUUGUCGUAGUAUCUUAAACAAGGUGUGUUGCUCUUGAAAUUUACCCAUAUAUGAAUGCAGACAUUUAAUGAAAUUCACCAGCUAAAAAUAGUGUUGUUUGUAUGCUAUCAAUGAUUCAAAGUUUAGCCCACAGUAAGGUUUUGAUCACAUUCAAAGGCAUUUUUAAUCUAUCUGAAAUGAUUUGCUGCCAUACUUAAAUCCAAAACGCUUCAUCAGUGUCUGCUCAAAACCACAUCUCUGUGAUAUUUUAUUACAGUUGUAAUUUUCGUCUUUGAAUUUGGGUUUCCGCUAUCAUCUGAAGAACGUAUAUCCACCAUGCAUUUUGUCAGUUUUAUUGAGGCAUGUUUUUUUUUUUAAUCAUUACAUUAACAGUUUGCUAAAGGUAGUUGUGAAUUGAAUGAAUGCCCUGUAGAUUGAUUUUGUAGGUGUGAGUCAGAUGGGAUAUGCAACUACCUUGAAAAUUAUACAUAAUUAAGAAAAUUCCAAUAUGCCUUAUGAAGUAUAGAAGAAAGACUAAUAAUGUGACGGGCCUAAUUUUUGUAUUUCAAUUAAGUUGACGUGUCUACUGAAUAGUAAUUUAAUAGUUAAUAUAAUGCAUAAGAAACAAGCUAUUUCAGUAUUGCAUAUUUCAUUGCAUUCAUAAAUUUUAAUAUUCAGUACAGUACUGAUCAGAAUGGUAAUGUUAAUUGACUCCUAUUAGCUUGUGCUAUAUAAUCUGCUUUUGAAUUGCAGAUUCCAUGUAAUUAUUUGCUGUACCAGAAAACCACUAACUUAUUGCAUCCAAAGUACCAUCUUGGUAUAAUGGCCAAACCCACCAAAUGGAUAUUAAAACAACAAGAAUAAAAGCUGCAAAGGGCAGCCCUAGGCCCUGGAGUAGCUAAUAUAUGAGGCCCCAAUGGCGGGGCUGUCUGUGUCCCCCUCCCACAGAGUUGAGGAGAAUAGAGGAUUGGAUGAGGCCCUCAAAGUCCAUGGAAUUUUAGGUAUUUAGAUGCAGUACUGCUUAGAUGUAUGAUUUUUAUUUUCCCCAGGUGAGGCCGGGCCCCACCUGCCCUGGCCUAUUGGUGCUACUGACAAAUUGAACACCACCCAAAACUAUCAAAAUGCCAACAUGUAAUUAUUUUUAUUAGUAAUAUAAUUAUUAUUUUUGCAAGGCUUAGAGGUUAUAGAAGCAUUCACAAUCUAAGAAGAGAUAUUCUUCAUUUUUAUUAAUAGAGGAUUUACAUCAAAAUUAUGUAUCAGUUACUAUUGCAGGUCAUCAAAAAUUGAAACAUACUUCACUCACCAACAGGAUUGAACUACUUUGAGUAUUUUGUGCUCUGCGAUGUAUUUUAUAAUUUAGCAUUCAUCUCUGUAUGUGUAUUAGCCCCACCUACAUAAGGUGAACUUAUAUUUAAACUUAAUGGAUUUCAUUAAUAAUUACUAUUUUGGAAUACCAAAAUCUUUGUUAUAAAUUAUAUUAAACUCAACAUCUUCAGUGUAAAAGCCAUCAAGAAAUUAAUACAAAUUUUAUAUACAGUAUUUAGGUCUUUUAAUGUGCCAAUGUAAUUCUUAUUCACUGUUCAAUAGAUGUAGUAUGUAACCCUAUCAUUGUGUUAAUUUAAGAUAUUUCCAAGCUGAAAAAGAUAUACGGUAUCUAAUGUCAGUAUCAGGUGCAGUACAGUCUUGUUCCUAUAUUGGGAAUUUAAAAAAAAAAUGAAAAUGUUCUUUGUGUAUGUAUUCCCUGUGGGAAGUUCCUGGAUUUAAUCAGUGAUAUCUAUUUUUUUUGUGUGCAUCAUUUUAAACUAUGAUGAUAAAAUAAUAAUAAUAGUGUAGAGAAUUAUCUAUGUUUUUCUUAUACCAGCUCAUCGAAUUUUAAACCUGAUUCUUAAAAUAUGAAUUUGAAACAUAAAUAGCUAUUAUAAGUAUGAAUAUAUUUGCUUAAAAUACUUUAGUUAAUAUAGUAUUUGAAAAGUUUUAUUAUACACUAUUUUAUUUAGGUGUGAUUUAAUAACAUUAGUUUUUAAUUAUCAUAUUAAUGCAAAUAUAUAAUUUGUUUCAAAGCUCCAAAUUUAUUGCACUGUAUAUUGAAAAAUUAAAUAGUUCAAAAUGCUUAAA
Molecule: messenger RNA, 3887 nt
Organism: Anneissia japonica
Lineage: Eukaryota; Metazoa; Echinodermata; Crinoidea; Comatulida; Comatulidae
Product: histidine triad nucleotide-binding protein 3-like
Exons: 5
Coding region: 167-946 (259 amino acids)
Molecular function (GO): catalytic activity
Source: RefSeq, a predicted model, not a curated record